Messenger RNA from Physella acuta, 3732 nucleotides. RefSeq lists its product as uncharacterized. Gene Ontology annotation, molecular function: protein binding. The record is from RefSeq and is a predicted model, not a curated record. Lineage: Eukaryota; Metazoa; Mollusca; Gastropoda; Physidae. Gene Ontology annotation, biological process: intracellular signal transduction.
AUGACUUUAUUUUUUUACUGAAAAAUGUUUUAAUACAAUUGUUUAAAAACAGAUGCAGCUAGACUGAAGCAAUAAAUGUUUCGGUACUUGCAUUCACUGUACCAAAGUGUGGAGACAACCUGGCCCAUCAGGCUGGUGUUGGGCUCUAAACCAGACCCACCCACUCAGGAGCUUAAAGACACAGCAGCUCAGGUCUUCUCACUUAUCCAGUGUCACACUCAGCAGGAUAAAACAGAAGAAACACUAUCCCUAUUAAGAUCACUACCUAAUUUAGACAAAUGGCUGACAGUGGUUGAUGAUAGUACAGGUUAUGAUCUGCUACAACUGUCUGUGAUUUAUAGAUGUAGACCAGUCAUCCACUACCUGCUGACCCACAGCUGGGACCCAGACAGGUAUGACUGUAGCCCACCUGUCAGUCUGGCAGCUUACAUGGGAGACAACCAUGUCCUGCAGCUGCUCAUUCAGCUGGGAGCUAAGACUGGUGUAAAGAAAGGCAUGUGUUACCCUGAGCCUCACCUGCCCAUCAACUAUGAGAGCUCAUUCUUCAGCAUGUCCCCACACCCAGUCUACCUGUGUAAGACACACAGGAUGACACCUGUCCAAUGUGCCAUCCAGUGUGAUCACCUCGCCUGUGUUCAGACAAUCUUAAAACAUGAAGAUGUCAAAUCACCACAUGAGCUGCUGAUGUACGCUUGUCAAGAAGGGUCAUCCAAGUGCAUCCGCUACUUUGUGGACAUGUAUCCAGACAGCUUAAACAUUUAUAUGAAUGGGGACACGCCUUUAUUGGCGGCUGUGCCCUGGGGUGAAACGUGUUCCAAGAUUUUGCUGGACGCUGGAGCAGACGUCCACAUGAGGUCAGAGAGCAUCCAGGAGACAGCCCUGCACCGACUGUACAGGCAGAACAUUGACGGGCUGUUCACCAUCUACGACACGACCAAGUACCUGCUGACUACAGGGAUAGAGCAGGAGGUGAACGCCUACACACAGCUUGGUGAGACAGCCCUACACAUGCUGGUGUCCCACGUCUCCUACACAGGAGGGAACUACGUGGACCCCCAGAGACAGACCCCCAGGGUACAGCUACAAGACAGCUACCAGUCACAGGUACUGGCUGCCCUGCGGCUACUGCUGGAGUUUAACGCCGACCCCACCCUGCUGAACAGUGCCAGACUGACCCCACUCAGUCGCCUGCUGCACAUUGGGCUGAAGGCGGUCAACAGGUUUGAGCCGUGUGAGUGUGUGAGCACGUCCCAGCCCGACAGGUUCAUACAUGAGUACAGACACAACUACCAGGUCCUGACGCAGGCGCUGGAUGUCUUGCUGCAGUUUGGGGCAGAUCCCUCCUUCACAUGUCAUAGUGGCCACACCCCCCUGACCUUGAUGCUGCACCUCCUGCUGUAUGACGACAUGUCCAACAUCUGCUGUCAGCACCCACACGUGGUGGCUGCUGUGGAGGUGCUGCUCCAACAUGGCGCCCAGCCCAACUUUACUGACGGCGGCCAGAGAACAGCGUACACCCUACUUGCUGCCAUUUGUUCCCGCUGCCUUGAGAACACACUAGCCCACAACACCAGUGACGACCAGGCCCUGAGAGAAAAGUUUGGGGAGGUCAUGAAUGAUGUGCUGCGUGUUUUCUUACAGCACGGGCUGGAGCCAAACUACACGUGUAGUAAGCUUUGUCAACAUCUGAGGGGCGGACAAGGCAAUGGCUUGAUGGAAUUUGUUAAGCUGGUCAGUUUGGCCAGUACGGACAUGGAGUUCCUGCUGAUCCACAGGUGGCUCCAGACCCUGCUCCAGUGGGGGGCUGACCCUGACCUUCAACCCUACCCAGCCGAGCCAAUCAUCUGUCACUGCCAGAGCUCAAUUUUUCUCAAGAAACUUCCAACUCAACCCCUUGUCCAUUUUAUUCAUGAGGUUAAAGAUAAAGAAAAUCUGAGAACCAACAAGUCCCUACAGAACAUUUUGGCCCUGUUUUACAAGACAAUGGAUCACACAACGCUCCACCAAUGUCUCAGCUCCACCAGAAGUGCCAUCCACCUGCAGCACUGCCGGUUCCUCAACUCCACCGGCUCCAUCUCGACACUCUGCGAUGGCAGCACUGACCUACUGACCCUGGUGACCUUGAUGAGUGACAACCCAAGGUCACUGAAAGAACUCUCCAGGGUGGCUAUUUACAAGUCGCUUGACCUUAAGCUGGCCAGUCGAGUGGACCAACUGCCGUUACCUUUUGUUGUGAAAAAAUAUUUGCUGGAUAUUGAUACGUGACCUAACAAGUGGACAGUGGUCAUUGAAGUAGUCUUGUUAGCAACUUGAGGAGCUGUUUAUUAUCUCCUUCCUGGUCUGUUCAUAUGGGUAAAUCAUCAGAGCAAAGCUGGCUUUAUUUUUUUCCAUGAUGUAAAUAUGUAAAUGCUAUUUUGGAAUAGGAAGCAAAACUUUGUGCCUAGUGGAACUGGAAGCAAAACUUUGUAUCUAGUCUUUGGAAAGUUCAGGGAGGGUGGCUUCAGUGUGUGUUACAAUGUGAAGAGGUUGUGCCAAGUUUUUGUGUUAUUUUUUUAAAUACAAAGAUCCUCCAAGCUAAGAAAUUCCAAUCAUGUAAAUAUUAUUUGGGCAUUGUUUUACAUUUAACUUGACAGAAAAUCCACAUGAAUUUAUUUUGUAAUGAAACAGGUUUAAAACUUUAUAACAAUAAACAUAAAUUGUCUUUAGAAGAGAUUUCAGUAUGGAUGAACUUUUUUAUUUUUACUAAUAUAUCUAAAGACAAAUUAUGUUUAUUUUUAGUGCAUUUGAAAUUUUAUUAUUUAUGUUUUUAUUGUUUUAAUUUUACUUUUAAAUAUUAAGGUAUUGAUAAGAUGUAAUAUUUAAGUUGUAAAAACAUGACAUUUUAAUUUUAAAAAUUUGGUUCAAUUUUUUUAAUAAGGUUAAGCUCCCAACUAAUUGAAAAAUAUUUUCUUACAACAAAAUUGGUUAACUUUAAACAACUUUUGGCCACUUAAUUAGACUAUGGUCCAUUCUCAGAUAUAAAUAUUUUCAUGAAGUUCACCCAGUUUCACUAUUGCUAAUGCUUGUGAUCAUCCCAUUUAUUUAAAUAAUUUAUUUAUUUUCUAGUAAUAAGUUGAUGUUUUUAAUCUGAAACUAAUUUAUCUGUAAUGCUUUAUAAAAACACUUGUAUAGAAGUGGGUCACAAUUGAGGUAAACUGACAUACUUAGUAAUAUGUAAUAAACAAUUUUCAAUUAUUUUUACUGCUAAGAGAUUUAUUUAAAAAUAGAUCUUUUAGAGCAAAACUGUUGUAAUGCUGUAGUUUAUUAACUACAGCUUAUAUAAAGAACUCAUUUAAACGAUGACACUAGAUUUUGCAAGUGGACUCUUUGAUUGGUCUAAUGUAAUUUUUUUUUGCAGAUUCCUUUCCUUCAUACCUUUUUUUUUUAAAUUAUAUAUUUUGUGACAUAAAAUAUAAUUUGUUUGGACAAGUUGUUUGUAAAUUUGUGUAAACUGUACCAAUGGAACUUUAGGAAAUUUAUAAUAAAGUUCCUGUUUUUUUUUGUUCAGCUACUAAGCAUUAUAAUUAAAAGUUAAGUUUUUAUCUCACAUCAUUCAAUCUAAAAUUGACAACAAAGUAUAGAUAUUCUAGGAUCUUUUUUUUUUGUAAACCUUGAGCUUCUUCAAAGAGAUCUAUGAAAACUAGUCAUUUUUUAAGAUAUUUUUUUCUUCAUUUAGUAUAUGGCCAGUGAAAG